AUGUAAUAGUCAAAAUCAAAGUGAUGGUGUUAGAUAGUCCUCACGAAAACGAAUAUUAAUAAAUAAUCCAUAGUAUGACAUUAAAUAUCUAUUUAAUUCAAGCUUUAUUAUCUUGAUCAAUACUCCACAGCCUACCUCUGACAUCUUUGUAUUCAAUCACGGGCGUGGCCUAAAAAAACCCUUAUUACCACGAACUUUUAUUUCUCUCUUCACAUCUCAAAAUUGAGCAAGACUGAACCGGAAAUAACCGGAAGCCUCCACCAUGUUCAUCAAGCUCAUCUUGUUCUUUCUCCUCUCUCAAACCUUGAGAUCUUCUUCUCAGAUCCUCACCUACAAUGGCUUCAACCCUCCGACAGACAUCUCCCUCCAAGGCCUCGCCACAGUCACACCCAACGGUCUCUUGAAGCUAACCAACACCACAGUUCAAAAAACCGGUCAUGCAUUCUACACAAAACCGGUCCGGUUCAAAGACUCACCAAACGCCACCGUCUCUUCCUUCUCCACAACCUUCGUCUUCGCCAUAUACUCCCAGAUCCCAACUCUAAGCGGCCACGGGAUCGCCUUCGUCAUCUCUCCAUCCCCUGCUCUCCCUUACGCACUUCCUAGUCAAUACAUCGGUCUCUUCAACAACUCGAACAACGGCAACGACACGAACCACGUCUUCGCAGUGGAGUUCGACACGAUCCAGAGCAACGAGUUCGGAGAUCCGAAUGAUAACCACGUCGGAAUCGACAUCAACGGUUUAAGAUCGGUUAAGUACUCAACCGCUGGAUACUGGAACGAGAAUAACAAGUUUCAGAGUCUGAACUUGAUCAGCCGCAAACUGAUGCAAGUUUGGAUUAAUUACGACAAACUCAGUAAUAAAAUCGAUGUCACGAUGUCUCCGUACGGUUCCGACAAGCCUAGCAAACCGCUCAUCACUUACGUAACAGAUCUUUCUUCCGUUCUUCUCCAAGACAUGUACGUAGGCUUCGCCUCCGCGACUGGCUCCGUCAUCUCGGAGCAUUACGUAACCGGUUGGAGUUUCCGGUUAAACGGAGAAGCACCGCCGCUGACGUCAUCGAACCUCCCGAAGCUUCCUCGCUUCGAGCCGAGGCGAAUCUCUGACUUCUACAAGAUCGGCAUGCCGCUGAUCUCCCUCUUCCUGAUCUUCUCCGUGAUCUCCCUCGCCUUCUACGUCGCGAGGAGGAGGAAGAAGUUCGAGGAAGAGCUCGAUGACUGGGAAACAGAGUUCGGCAAGAACCGGUUCCGGUUCAAGGAGCUUUACCACGCGACGAAAGGGUUCAAGGAGAAGGACCUCCUCGGCUCAGGAGGGUUCGGGAGGGUUUACAGAGGGAUACUACCGACGACGAAGAUCGAAGUCGCUGUGAAGAGAGUCUCACACGAUUCUAAACAAGGUAUGAAAGAGUUCGUGGCGGAGAUUGUGAGUAUCGGUCGGAUGAGUCAUCGGAACUUGGUGCCUUUGUUGGGGUACUGUCGUAGGAGAGGAGAGCUGCUUCUUGUUUAUGAUUACAUGCCUAACGGAAGUUUAGAUAAGUAUCUAUACAAUAAUCCGGAGAGGACUUUAGAUUGGAAGCAGAGGUCGAAGAUCGUCAAAGGAGUUGCGUCUGGAUUGUUCUAUCUCCACGAGGAGUGGGAACAGGUUGUGAUUCACCGUGACGUGAAGGCUAGUAAUGUUUUGUUAGACGCUGACUUCAACGGUAGGCUCGGGGAUUUCGGGUUGGCCCGGUUGUAUGACCACGGGUCGGAUCCUCAGACCACUCAUGUUGUUGGUACGUUGGGUUACUUAGCACCUGAGCAUUCCCGGACGGGGCGGGCUACUACCGCGACCGAUGUGUAUGCGUUUGGUGCGUUUCUUCUAGAAGUUGUGUCCGGGAGAAGACCUAUUGAGCUACACAGCGAAAGCGAUGAUACGUUUUUGCUUGUGGAGUGGGUUUUCGGUUUGUGGCUAAGAGGGAACAUAAUGGAAGCGAAAGAUCCGAAUCUUGGGUGUGAUGGGUACGAUCUUGAAGAGGUUGAAAUGGUUUUGAAGCUCGGUUUGUUGUGUUCGCACUCGGAUCCUCGGGCUAGACCUAGUAUGAGGCUGGUGUUACAAUAUCUGAGAGGAGAUAUGUCUCUGCCGGAACUAACGCCGUUGGAUUUGUCGGCUGGGAAUGAGAUGAACUUGGGAGGGAGAGAGGGGUUUAGCGGUAUUGCCAUGUCGUAUUAUUCCUCAGUGUUUAAUGGGUUUACCGGUGUGUCUUCCAUCGCUGAUUCUCUACUCUCUGGUGGGAGGUGAUUGAUGAUGUUACAACAUUAGUAACGUAUGAUUAUGUAUAUACAGUUUUGCCUUUGUAUGGAGAUGUAAGAUUUUCUUACAAAAAUUUAUUAAAUAUGACUAUGAUUGUGAUAAA
Messenger RNA from Brassica oleracea var. oleracea, 2393 nucleotides. Its product is annotated as L-type lectin-domain containing receptor kinase IV.2. The transcript is spliced from 2 exons. Gene Ontology annotation, biological process: protein phosphorylation. NCBI's taxonomy places the organism in Eukaryota, Viridiplantae, Streptophyta, Magnoliopsida, Brassicales, Brassicaceae. The record is from RefSeq and is a predicted model, not a curated record. Gene Ontology annotation, cellular component: plasma membrane. Gene Ontology annotation, molecular function: carbohydrate binding; protein kinase activity; ATP binding. Bases 263 to 2278 code for a protein of 671 amino acids.